Molecule: messenger RNA, 845 nt
Organism: Ictalurus punctatus (channel catfish)
Lineage: Eukaryota; Metazoa; Chordata; Actinopteri; Siluriformes; Ictaluridae
Gene: ndufb9
Product: NADH:ubiquinone oxidoreductase subunit B9
Exons: 4
Coding region: 51-575 (174 amino acids)
Biological process (GO): mitochondrial electron transport, NADH to ubiquinone
Source: RefSeq, a predicted model, not a curated record
CUCGGAAUGAUGAGAGGAGAAGGAGGUGGGGGAGCGAGGUGAGCUAGAAAAUGGCGGCGUUCCUGACCCACCAGCAGAAAGUCUUACGGCUUUACAAAAAAUCUCUGAGGCACAUCGAGUCGUGGUGCGUCUUCAGAGAUAAGUACCGCUUCUACGCCUGCGUGCUGAGGGCUCGCUUUGACGAGCAUAAGGAUGAGAAGGACAUGGUGAAGGCCUCCAAGCUGCUGAAAGCUGCAGAGGAGGAGUUCUGGGUGAAUCAGCAUCCUCAGCCCUACCUGUUCCCCGACUCCCCCGGGGGAACCUCAUACGAGAGAUACGAGUGCUACAAGGUUCCCGAAUGGGUUCUGGAUCACUGGCAUCCCUCUGAGAAGGCCGAGUUCCCUGAUUACUUCUCCAAGAGAGAGCAGUGGAAGAAGCUGCGAGCUCUGAGCUGGGAGAAGGAGGUGAAGCAGCUGCAGGAGGAGACUCCAGCCGAUGGCCCCAGGUCCGAGGCUCUUCCUCCGGCCCGCAAGGAGGGUGAUCUCCCCCCACUGUGGUGGCAGUUUGUGACCCGGCCCAGAGAGAGGCCCAUGUGAGAGGCCUGUGUGAGACACCCCACAUUACAAAGCGCACACACACACCUUUGCCUCCACGGUCCUCCCACCUGCAUGCACUCUGACACGUUAGUGUUUAAGGUUUAAAGGAACGGCUUGACCCGACAUGCUAACGUACGAACUAACUGGUAAACAUUUAGUCAAGUUUGAGUCAGGAUCAGUUGUGUCUGAGUGUAAUUGUAGACUGUACAGACAUGUAAAGCACCCAGUGUGCAUAAGAUUCAAAUAAAUAAAUCUGUCAAUCAAAUCAAA